GUCGUUUAACAAUAUCUAUAAAAAAAAAACUAUGUUACACCAUUCUAGUAUUAAUUGAUAACUGGUUAUGUUUUUUGGAAACUGGAGUUUAACAAUUCAACAUCAAGCCCAUGUUUUGUAACUUACAUUAUUGCACUCCGGACAGUUAAUAUAUAUAAUUUAAAUGGUUUUUAAUUUUUCUUUUGGUUGUUGUAGAUGUGAAAUCCCACAGUGUGACAUAAACAAUACAACGUAUGACCCCGAAUGGUUAUCAAUAGCCGUGCCUUUAAAAGACUCUGUUAAUCAUGAACCUUAUAGAUGUAUCAGAUAUAAAUAUAAAUAUAGUUUUUCAUCAAAUAAGAUGGACAAUUUCACCUAUAAUAUGUGUACGCCGGAAUUCUUCAACAUUAACUUCACUGAAAAAUGUGACAUGUGGGUGUUUACCGAUACGGAAACCAUAGUAAACGAUUUUAAUAUCAUGUGUGAUGAGAAUAAAUGGAAACUCAGCAUGGUGGGAACUAUCAAUAGUAUGGGUCAGCUUAUUGGCAUUCCUAUAUCAGGGUUUAUUUCAGAUAAGUAUGGUCGAAAGUUUAUUAUGAUUAUUGGAUCAGUUUCAUCUACCAUAUUCGGCACAAUUCGAUCAUUCACAUACGAUUACUACUCAUUUAUUCUUUUCGAAUUUUUGGACUCUAUGAUUUCUAGCGGAGUAUAUGCAGCUACAUUUGUUCUAGGUCUGGAAUUAGUCAGUCCUAAAUCACGAGUGAUGGUCAGUAACCUGAUUUGUUGCUUCUAUCCGGUGGGUGCAGUUUUUAUGGGUUUUGCAGCAUAUAUGUUUCUCGACUGGAGGAUAAUUCUUAGGGUACUUUACUUGCCUGGCCUACUAAUAUUGGGAUGUAUUUGGUAUGUACCAGAAUCUAUGCGAUGGCUUCAAACACAAAAUAGAAUAGAAGAAAUGGCUGGUAUACUAUCCAAAAUUGCUAAAUCAAAUGGCAAAACAUUACCAUCCAGCGUUAAAGACGCACUUAUUAUUAAAGAUCAAACCACAGAAGCGACUAAAGAUAGCGAAUUGUCAUUUAUUAAAUUGAUGAAAGAAAUAUUUGAUUCGAAACAAAUUUUUUUACGGUUGAUCAACUGUUCGUUUUGUUGGGUUACCAUAACCUUAGUUUAUUAUGGUCUUUCGUUGACAUCUGUGGAAUUCAACGGUAACAAGUACUUAAACUUUAUGCUUAUAAACGUUAUAGAAGUACCGGCGUGUAUAACAUCCUGGUACUUUAUGGAACGUUUUUCCAGAAGAAAAACCCAAGCGUUUACAUUCUUUUUUAGCGGCAUCGGUUGUAUUUUAGUUAUAAUUCCUUCGAAUUUACCAGGGUUUCAACUGUUGUCGUUUUUGGGCAGUAAGUAUGCCAUUAGCAUGGCGUUUAAUUCUAUGUACGUGUAUACCGCGGAAAUGUUUCCCACUGAGCUACGCAUGUCUUUAUUUGGUAUAACGUCAAUGUUCGGACGAUUGGGUUCCAUGUUGGCUCCGCAAAUGUCAUUAUUGGCCAACUAUUUUGGAAACUACGUACCAAUUUUAUUGUUUGGAAUGAUGUCUUUUAUAUCUGGAGCUAUUUCGUUUUUGUUCCCUGAAACAAAAGAUCAAAAACUACCAGAUACAAUAAAGCAAGUUCAGUUAGUUGAAGAGAACUAAAAUUACUCUUCAACUAGUAAAUUCAAUAAGGUGGUACCAUGGGAUUAAAU
Sipha flava (yellow sugarcane aphid) is the source of this 1716-nucleotide messenger RNA. Its product is annotated as solute carrier family 22 member 21-like. NCBI's taxonomy places the organism in Eukaryota, Metazoa, Arthropoda, Insecta, Hemiptera, Aphididae. The record is from RefSeq and is a predicted model, not a curated record. Gene Ontology annotation, cellular component: membrane. Gene Ontology annotation, biological process: transmembrane transport. Gene Ontology annotation, molecular function: transmembrane transporter activity.